Messenger RNA from Coffea eugenioides, 2816 nucleotides. RefSeq names its product G-type lectin S-receptor-like serine/threonine-protein kinase RKS1. Gene Ontology annotation, biological process: recognition of pollen; protein phosphorylation. The transcript is spliced from 7 exons. The coding region runs from base 31 to 2583 and encodes 850 amino acids. Gene Ontology annotation, molecular function: ATP binding; protein serine/threonine kinase activity. Lineage: Eukaryota; Viridiplantae; Streptophyta; Magnoliopsida; Gentianales; Rubiaceae. The record is from RefSeq and is a predicted model, not a curated record.
AUUCCAACACACUCCCUUUCAAACUUCCAAAUGCCAAAAGCAAGAAGCCUUGAAGGAACCAUGCAACACCGGAAAAGGUACUUAUUGGUUUCUCUCCUCUUGAUUCUUAUCCAGUAUUGCACUUCCAAGGACUCCAUCACACAAAACCAAUCUUUCAAAGAUGGAGAUCUUUUAGUUUCCAGUGGAAACUCCUUUGCUUUUGGUUUCUUUAGCCCUGGAAUUUCUGGAAACCGAUAUCUCGGCAUCUGGUACAACAAAGUUCCAGAACAAACUGUUGUCUGGGUAGCCAAUAGGGACAGUCCCGUAAAUGGCACCAAUGGAGUUGUAUCCAUUGAAAAAUCAGGAAAUCUUAUUCUACGCGAUGAAUCCAGCAACCUUUUGUUAUGGUCCACCAAUGUUUCAGGCAUGUUAUCCACUAGCUCUUCUUCUGUUCAGCUCACUGAAACAGGGAAUUUGAUGUUGUUUCAAGAUCAAAGCAGAAGCAUUGUAGCAUGGCAAAGUUUUGAUUUUCCCACUAAUACUUUGCUUCCUCACAUGAAACUUGGGGUGAACCGGACAUCUGGAUUUAAGACAGUCCUGACCUCUUGGAAGUCACAAGAUGAUCCUGGGACGGGUGAUUUUCGUUUCAACAUGGAGCUAAAUGGCUCACCCCAAUUCUUUUUGUACAAACGAUCAGACCGGCUAUGGCGAACAGGGCCAUGGAAUGGGAUCCAAUUGAGUGGAGUACCAGACAUGACUUCAAAGUUCAUCUUCACAGUUAGCUAUGUCGAUAAUAAUGAUGGAGUUAGCCUCUCCUAUAGUAUUCACGAUCCCAAUAUUUUUUCUAGAUUAGCAUUAAAUGAAUCAGGGACCAUGGAGAGGCUAACUUGGCAAGGAGGUGAGCAUAGCUGGGUCAAAUUUUGGUCUGCCCCCAAGGAUCAAUGCGACUAUUACAGCCAUUGUGGCACAUUCAGUGACUGUGACCCUUACAAUUUGGGUGAAUUCGAGUGUAAAUGUCUUCCAGGUUUUGUGCCUAAGGUGAAAAGUGAAUGGUAUCUGAGGGAUGCAAUCAAUGGGUGCACCAGAAAGCAAGGAGAAAAGACGUGCGGAAACAGCACUGACGGAUUCAUAAAAUUGACCUUUGUUAAGGUUCCUGACACUUCAAAUGCUAGAGUGAAUGAGGGUGUGGGAUCAAAAGAGUGCCAGGAUUUGUGCUUAAGAAAUUGUUCAUGCACAGCUUAUGCAAGUGCUAAUAUCAGUCGUGGUGGAAGUGGCUGCAUCACUUGGUACGGGAACUUGAUAGAUAUCAGGCUGUUUUCCAAUGGCGGCCAGGAUGUUUACAUCAGAGUUACAGCCGCGGAGUUAGCUGAAUUUCUAAAGAGUUCAAAGGGCUCGCGGAGCAAAAAGUUGGUAAUCAUUGUUGUAGCAUCUGCAGCAGGAGUUCUCAUACUGCUAUUUUUGUCAUGGGUGGUACUCAAGAAUAGAAAAGGUAAAAGACAGUACAUCAAGCGGCUGCUCAGCUUUAACAUUAGUCCAAGAUCGUCCUACGGAGCUUCUUCAACAACAAAGGAAAUAGAUGAAAAUACAGAUUUGUCCGUUUUCGACCUAAGAACCAUAUCUUCAGCAACCAACAAUUUCUCCCUUGCUAACAAACUUGGAGAGGGUGGAUUUGGAACAGUUUACAUGGGUCGACUGCAUACUGGUAGAGAAAUAGCUAUCAAAAGAUUGUCAAAAAGUUCAGGACAAGGGAUUGAGGAAUUCAAGAAUGAAGUUACACUGAUAGCAAGACUACAGCACAGGAAUCUUGUUAAGCUUUUGGGAUGUUGCAUCCAGCAAGAUGAGAAAAUGCUAGUUUAUGAAUACCUGCCAAAUAAGGGACUCGACAAUUUCAUCUUCGAUAAAGAAAAAGCUGCAUUGCUCAAUUGGAGAAAACGCUUUGAAAUAAUACUAGGCAUUGCUCGGGGACUUGUGUAUCUUCACCGGGAUUCGCGAUUAAGAAUUAUCCACAGGGAUCUGAAAGCAAGCAAUGUUUUACUAGAUGCUGGUAUGGAGCCAAAAAUAUCAGACUUUGGCAUGGCUAGAAUAUUUGGAGCAGGUCAAAUGGAGGCUAACACAAACAGAGUGGUGGGAACCUAUGGGUACAUGUCACCAGAAUAUGCAAUGCAAGGGCUCUUUUCUGAUAAAUCAGACGUUUUCAGUUAUGGGGUUUUGCUCUUGGAGAUUAUCAGCGGCAGAAAGAAUAGCAGUUAUUUCCAUGAUAACGCUAUCAAUUUGAUUGGAUAUGUUUGGGAUCUGUGGAAAGAAGAUAAGGCCCUGGAAAUAGUUGAUCCAUCAAUGAGGGACUCGUAUAAUCAAGAUGAAGUACUGAGAUGCAUUCAAAUUGGCCUUUUGUGCGUUCAAGAACAGGCGAGUGAUCGGCCAACCAUGUCCCAAGUUCUUUCCAUGCUAUCAAAUGGAACGGCACUGCCUUCAGUUUCUCCUAAACAGCCUGCAUUUGUCAUAAAAAAAGUUAAUAAUGGUAGUAAUCUUCCAUAUUCGUCAUCUGCAAGCAUAGGAGCUGUAUCGGUCGAUGAAAUGACAAUUACUUUGAUGCAAGCUCGUUAAGAAUUCAUUUAAAUUGUAAUAGAAUGUGCAGUUGCAUGCAUGCUUGGUGAAUAUUUGGACCUGUGGAUGUAUAGUUCUUGAGAUUAGAUUUGAUCCUAAUAAUUCAUGCACCUAGUUAUGUGAGUGAACAAUAUCUAUAACUACAUGAACAAUAUUGAGACAAUAUUUGGCCAGUCAUUGUGAUGGUAUGGCUCAUUGCAUCUAAUUGAGAAAUUUUAAUGGUGAUUGCUGUU